Parnassius mnemosyne (clouded apollo) is the source of this 450-nucleotide messenger RNA. Lineage: Eukaryota; Metazoa; Arthropoda; Insecta; Lepidoptera; Papilionidae. The record is from the annotation of a GenBank genome assembly.
AUGCGCUGCAACCGUAAGUUCUGCGUUUCCAAAAGACGAAGAAAUAAAAAAAGAUGGCUUAACAUUAUCUCUGGAAACAUUACACAACAUUCAGUACUUUGUGGCCUGCAUUUUAAAUUCGAAGACUUCACCACCCAUCCUGCAGCAGCAAGAAAAUCAUUAAAAUUAAAUGCUAUUCUGUCUAUAUUUCCCGUGAUAAUACUCGAAAAUAAGAAAGUGCAUGUGCUGAGUUCUAUAACAAUCUCUCAAGAAAUGCCUCCAACACCUGGAACAUCAUCAGUGCCACCAUCUAAGAAGAUAAAAUUGCAACAAAAUGCAAAAACACAGACAUCUAUAACAUUCAACACGUCCAGAAAAAAUAAACUACACCGGGAAAUCAAAAUCUUAUCUCAAAAGUUAAAAAGACGUAAUGAAACAAUCAAGUCUGAAAUCAUUGCUGACUAUUAUUAA